Messenger RNA from Synchiropus splendidus (mandarinfish), 1987 nucleotides. It is a transcript of the gene slc25a29l, whose product is annotated as mitochondrial basic amino acids transporter. The coding region runs from base 635 to 1396 and encodes 253 amino acids. Gene Ontology annotation, molecular function: high-affinity L-arginine transmembrane transporter activity. Gene Ontology annotation, cellular component: mitochondrion. The record is from RefSeq and is a predicted model, not a curated record. Lineage: Eukaryota; Metazoa; Chordata; Actinopteri; Syngnathiformes; Callionymidae. Gene Ontology annotation, biological process: mitochondrial L-ornithine transmembrane transport. The transcript has 3 exons.
UGACGGUCAGCAAGUCCAAGUCCUGAUAGAGUUCACCGUGCUAAAGUGACGCUGCCGUAUUAAAUGAUGAAUGAGUCAGAUUAAAUAAACCUGAGCGCAAGUGCUUUUGUUUGUGUCCGUUCACUUUUCUAGUCCAUCUAUUUGUGUUUUAAUCUGAUUUUGUAAAUAAAAUACAUAAGUAAAUCAGUUUUUUAGCUAUAUCUGUAUGACUGCGUCACUUAAACUUGCUGACUUUAGAAUAAAUAAUCUGGAAUUGUAGUUUUCUCUUGGCUUCACCUGGAUAUAAAAAAUGAAGCGCUUCAUUUGUCCGUCGGUGAGACAUUCAAGUUUUAACUGUGUUUCACAGAAAUUCUCUAAAAAUGAUAUUCUUAAAUCACAACAGAGUUGACCAUUUUCUCUGUUGUUGACAAACAUUUGUUGUCAUCAUUUUAUUUGGUGGCGAUUCUGCAUGUGUGUGUCUGCAUGGGGCCUCGGGGGUCUUUAACAGCAACAGUGUCACUGUGUUGUAGAUGAGACAUAAACAAGUUCUCCACGGGAAAGUGACCUCGUGCGCCUGCAGGUUCAGAGCGUGGACCGCCCUCUGUACCGAGGAACCUUCCACUGCUUCCAGUCCAUCAUCCGCCAGGAGUCGACUAUGGGUCUCUACAAGGGCAUCGGGUCUCCCAUGAUGGGUCUGACCUUCAUCAAUGCCAUCGUCUUCGGCGUCCAAGGGAACGCCAUGCGCAAACUGGGGCGCGACACGCCGCUGAACCAGUUCCUGGCCGGAGCAUCAGCAGGAGCCAUCCAGUGCGUCAUCUGCUGCCCGAUGGAGCUCGCCAAGACCCGCAUGCAGAUGCAGGGAACCGGGGAGAAGAAGUCUAAGAGGAAACUGUACAAGAAUUCCCUGGACUGUCUGGUCCGGAUCUACAACAAGGAGGGAAUCCGGGGUAUCAACCGGGGUAUGGUGACCACGCUGCUUCGAGAGACGCCGGGCUUCGGCGUCUACUUCCUCACCUAUGACGUGCUGACGCGCUCACUGGGCUGCGAGCCCGAAGACCCCUACAUGAUCCCGAAGCUGCUGUUCGCCGGGGGGAUGUCAGGGAUCGCCUCCUGGAUCUCCACCUACCCCGUGGACGUGAUCAAGUCGCGGCUGCAGGCGGACGGCGUGGGUGGCGUGCACCAGUACAGCAGCAUCAUGGACUGCGUGCGGCAAAGCGUGAAGAGGGAAGGUUGGAGGGUCUUCACCCGCGGACUCACGUCCACACUGCUGCGGGCGUUUCCUGUCAACGCCACCACUUUCGCCACCGUGACGCUCUUCCUGAUGUACAUGCGGCGUGAGGACGAGUGUAGCGUGCCGGACUCUGAGACGCAGGCCGUCCUCCUGCAGGCGCCGUCCACGCAGCCCACCAGCAUGUGACACUGCUGCGGGUGAAUAUUUAAGUGACUUUGGAAAAUAAGUCGCCGCCUUUUAGUUUUGUACAAAUCGCACUUCUGACAAAAGUUUUAACUUGAACCUCUGGGGGCGCUGUAAAUAUGCUCACUGCAAAAAUAGUUGAGCGCUGCUGCUAGAAAUCAGCCUCAAGUCAGGCUGCAAGGUCAAAGGUCAACACAAGUUUUAACAGUAUAUUUAAAAAAAUGAAUCUAAACGCCAAAGUCUGCUGUUAGACCAUCGUCUGAUAAUCACACUGUUUAUUGAAUCAAAUGUUUUUGUUUGUUUCUUCUCAUUUUAAUUGUAUAUUUAAAAAUGCUUUGUUAAAUUCAUCAAAGUCGAAGUGACGUGACGUUGUUACAAAUGUUUCUGUCGCCAUCUACAGGUCAACGUGAGGAACUGAAAUCUAGUUUUUCCUCUAGUUUUAAUUAUUUAUUGGUGUGGGAGAUCGCAACACUUAAAGGUCUGAGGAGAUGAAACUUGAAUGUUGGUCACUUUCGUUCGUCUGAACCUGCUGAUUCAAAUCUUUGUCUACAGACACGCUGAUGUAAAUGAUUCAAUAAACUUAUUUUUUUUCUA